This is a messenger RNA of Plasmopara halstedii, 2118 nucleotides long. RefSeq lists its product as uncharacterized. The record is from RefSeq and is a predicted model, not a curated record. Gene Ontology annotation, biological process: intraciliary transport involved in cilium assembly. The transcript is spliced from 5 exons. The coding region runs from base 1 to 2118 and encodes 705 amino acids. Lineage: Eukaryota; Oomycota; Peronosporomycetes; Peronosporales; Peronosporaceae.
AUGCAUCGGCAGCAUGAUGCUGAGCGUAUGCGAGUACAUGCGAGGUCCAGACGGUCGAUGAUAAAGGAUGUUGACAACAUGCGCCUACCAGUUGCAGCAAAUGGGAUGGAAAGCAUUCAGGAUGAAGCUGAUGACUUAGUGCUGUGUCUACCAUCACCUCAACAAGAAGAAGAAGUUAUCUGUAAGGAAAAAUUUGAGAUCCGAAGAUCUGGUUCCAAAGCAGGCAGUAAUUCCAGUCAUCGUAGUGCUAGUAGCAGUAUUUACGACUAUUUAGAUACAUUAGAGAGCGAGGGUGCAGCUCGGUUGCCUUUGCUAGAGAGUCGUGCCGUGAGUGCACCUUCGUAUCCAACUAGGCGUUUUCGAAGGACGGCUGAUGAAUUUGGACGGGUCGACACCGCGAAGCGGCCCAACAGUAGCAGCAAUUUUGGCGAUAGUUUUUCUCCAAAACGUUGUAGCUCAACAAUCAGUAAUCAAACCGAGAACAGCAAUACUCAUCAAUAUUACGUUGGCAUCAAGGAAAAGCUGGCGACGAUCACGAUCGAGUUGAAUGACAAGACAAAAACUAUUGAGUUGCUUACGAUGGCCCGCAAGAAAGAUGCUGCAAAGACGAAGCAAUUACUAGAAGAAGCUGAAGAGCACUCGAAGCAGGAGUUUGCUGCUCAGCAAGAAAAGUUCAACAAGGAGCUGGAAAAGCAAAUGGAUUUUUCUCAAAAACUUGUGACGGAAAAGUCCGAGCUAGCAAAGCGUUGUAAUGAGUUGGUGGCCGAGAUUCAAGAAGCAAAAGCUAACAAUGCACGCGAGGUGGAGCGCUUCAAAUUGAAGCUUAAGGAUGCUAAAGAGAGAUGGGUAGCGCAAGAGAAGAUCCGACGAGAGCAAUGGAUCGUCAAAAAGACUGAGGAGAUCAAAAAGUUGACUGUCGCAGCGCUUGAGCCCGAUAUUCAGGUCAUUCUUUCGAAAGGCAAAACAGAUCUUGAGAAGGCGCGUGAGGCUGCCAGCGAAGAACGCCGUAAUUUGCGAGUGCAGCUUGAAAAAGAGCGAGAUGCCACAUUGCAGCGCCUGAGAGACGAAUAUGAGCGCAAGCUUAUUGAGGCACGAGAGAAAGAGCGCGCGAAGCUAAUGCUACGUUUAGAUGCUGCGGAUGCUGAAUUACAGCAGCAGCUCACUAGUCAGCGUCGACGGCUGCAAGAGGAGGCUGAGGCAACACGCGAUGAGCUGUAUGGUGAAUUACGUGCUGCAAAGUUGGCUCAUACCAAUGCUCUCGAUGGACUCAAGGAACGGCAUCAAUUGGAACUACAAGCUGCUGCUGAACAUUUGCGCAAAGAGAAACAAGAAUUGAUAGCAAAAUAUGAGCACGAUUAUAUCGCCCUGCGCGAACAAACGAGCGUAGAGUGUGAGAAGUUUAAGGUGCAACUCACAAGCAAGCUACGUGAUGAAAUUAACAAAGAAAAGCAAGAGAUGGAGAAGCAGAUGUUGCGGUCACGCGAUGCGAAGAUCGAGCUAGUGAUUGAAAAGUUGCAGGAAGAAAGUCGGCAGAUGGUCGAGCGAGCUGAAUCGAAGGCGCUGAAGAAGUUUAGCCAGGAGCGUUUGGAAUAUGAGCGUAAGCUUAGACAAACGGGCGAGAUCGAGGGCAUAUGGAUGGAGAAAAACCGAGAAUUGCAUGAGAGACUGAAUACACUAGAGAAGGCUCAUGAUAAGCUUAAGCGCGAGAACGAAGUUCUUAAGCAUGAUUUACGCGAGGCAAGCGAAAAAUCAUCCGACUUGGCACUUCGGCUAAAUGAAGAGCGGCAGUUGCAUGAACACUCAAUGGAACAGGCAGAGAAUCGCUGUAGCUCUUUACAGACAGAAACCGAGUACACAAAGCAACAGCAGAGCGUCGAAAUAACAGCACUUCGUGAAAAACAGGCAAUGUUGGAAAGUCACUUUCAGCAACAAGUCCAGAAACUACGAAGUGAGCACGAUACGGCUCUUGACAAUCUACACGAGCGCGUUAGGUCAACAGUGGCACGUAAAGAUCAGACAAUCUCUGAAUUGCAGGAAGAUUUGCAUUUAUUACAAGUUAAACUUGAAAAAAGCCAAGCUAUCAUCGAAGAACAACGGCUGCAGCUUUAUAGUAAAUAG